AUGAAGCUGUCAGUGCGAUGCGUCGCGGCUCUGUGCCUCUCUCUGUUGGGAUACCUGGGGGAAGUUUACGCAGGGACAGUUCUCAUGAACUCUAACGCCAUCAAGAACGUGCCCGGGGCUUUUGGGGCUAAAGGAGCGGGCACUGUGAGCCCCAGUCCGCGCACGUCCCCCUCGCAGAGCGCUGGACACAAGCCUCCCCAUGACAACAUCCAGCACCCGGGCGUGUGUCUGGAGGAUGAAGACUGCGGCGCAGAGGAGUUCUGUAAUGACGUCCGCGGCGCCUGCGUCCCCUGCCGCAAGAGCAGAAAGCGCUGCGCCCGGGACUCCAUGUGCUGCGCUGGAAACAGAUGCAGUAACGGUGUGUGUCAGGCCAACGACAUCGACACCACUGACCCCAAACUCAACAACACUCUGGAGCAUCACAGCAAAAAGCUGCCCACGUCUCACAGUCACCAGCCCAACGCCGUCAAAGGUCUGGAGGGCGACACAUGCCUGCGCUCCUCUGACUGCUCCGACGGUCUGUGCUGCGCCCGACACUUCUGGUCUCGUAUCUGUAAACCUGUGCUGAGCGAGGGCCAGGUCUGCACCCGCCACAGACGGAAAGGCACCCAUGGCCUGGAGCUCUUCCAGCGCUGUGAUUGUGGAGACGGCCUGGCCUGCAAGCCCGAGAGGGGAGAGAGGGGAGAGAGGGGGGAGAGGGAGCACCCAGUCAGCAGGACAGGAGCCCGGAACCUACACACCUGCCAGAGACGCUGA
Molecule: messenger RNA, 756 nt
Organism: Knipowitschia caucasica
Lineage: Eukaryota; Metazoa; Chordata; Actinopteri; Gobiiformes; Gobiidae
Source: the annotation of a GenBank genome assembly